This is a messenger RNA of Fragaria vesca subsp. vesca, 4769 nucleotides long. Its product is annotated as formin-like protein 20-like. NCBI's taxonomy places the organism in Eukaryota, Viridiplantae, Streptophyta, Magnoliopsida, Rosales, Rosaceae. The record is from RefSeq and is a predicted model, not a curated record. The coding region runs from base 264 to 4769 and encodes 1501 amino acids. The transcript has 18 exons.
CAAUUCCCAAUCCUCUCUCAUUUCCUAUUCUCCAAUUCCCAAACCCUCACUGCCACAGUUGUUGUCGGAAAUUCCGAAUUCCGGUUCCGGUUUCCCGUCAAUUGGCGAAUUCCGGAUUCGUUUCGCCGGGAGAGGUGUGGUUUCGUUUGGACCAAUCGGGAUCUGGCAGAGCUUGUUCCAGGGGAUCGGAAUUGUGAUCCAAUUGGAGCUUCGUUGAAUUACCGUUUUGGAUCCGAUCGUGGAAGAAACAGCGCCACCGGCCGAUGGCGCUGUUCCGGAGAUUCUUUUAUCGGAAGCCGCCGGAUCGGCUUCUUGAGAUUUCUGAACGGGUUUACGUUUUUGACUGCUGCUUCUCCACCGAUGUGUUGGAAGAAGAUGAGUACAAAGUGUACUUGGGUGGCAUUGUAACCCAGCUACAGGACUACUUCCCCGAUGCUUCUUUCAUGGUGUUUAACUUCAGAGAAGGGGAUAGACGGAGCCAAAUUUCAGACGUGUUGUCCCAGUAUGACAUGACAGUUAUGGAUUACCCUCGGCAAUAUGAGAGUUGUCCCCUGCUGCCACUGGAGAUGAUUCAUCACUUUCUUCGAUCAAGUGAAAGUUGGUUGUCAUUGGAGGGACAACAGAAUGUACUGCUGAUGCACUGUGAAAGAGGAGGAUGGCCUGUGCUUGCCUUUAUGCUUGCUGGUCUUUUGCUAUACCGUAAAAAUUACACGGGGGAGCAGAAGACUCUUGAUAUGGUUUACAAGCAGGCUCCUAAACAGCUUCUCCACCUGUUGACUCCUUUAAACCCACAACCCUCGCAGCUUAGAUAUCUUCAGUACAUUUCACGCAGAAAUCUGGGUGCUGAUUGGCCUCCAUCAGAUACACCACUAUUUUUGGAUUGUCUGAUACUUAGAAACCUUCCACUUUUUGAUAAUGGAAAAGGUUGCAGGCCCUUCAUACGAGUUUAUGGCCAAGACCCUUCAACACCGGCUAACAGAAGUUCUAAGCUUCUCUUUUCAAAUUUAAAGACUAAAAACAACACUCACCAUUAUGUACAGGCAGAGUGUAUGCUGGUGAAAAUGGAUAUCCGGUGUCGUGUUCGAGGGGAUGUGGUAGUCGAGUGUAUCCACCUGGAUGAAGAUCUGGUUCAUGAGGAGAUGAUGUUCAGAGUUAUGUUUCACACAGCAUUUGUACGGUCAAAUAUAUUGAUGCUCAGCCGUGAAGAUAUUGAUAUUCUUUGGGAUGCCAAGGAACAAUUCUCAAAGGACUUCAGAUCAGAGGUACUUUUUUUGGACGCUGAUGCCGUUCUGCCUAAUCUCACCACAGUUGUGGCAAGUGAUGAUGGAAAUGACACAGGGACUGCUUCACCGGAGGAAUUUUAUGAGGUGGAAGAAAUCUUCAGCAAUGCCAUAGAUGGGCAGGACCUGAAGUUGGCAUUUGAUACUGCACUGAUUCACAACAAUGCGCCUGAAAAUAUAGAUCAGAAAGAAGUCUGGAAGGAGGAUACAGAGCCUCACUCAUUCCAAGACUGUGCGUCAGAUGAUGGGAACCACAAAAAGGACAGACAUGUGGAUUCUACAACUGAUGCGGUGAAGGACAUUGCUGUGGACGAUGUAAAAUACAAGCUGGAAGAGGUGAAUUCCAAUCUGGAUGCAGUGAAAGACAUUGCUGUGGAUGAUGGGGAUACAAACUCAAAUUUCAUCUUAAUUUCUGCUGAUAUUCCAAGUCAUGAAGGAACUAAAGAAGUGGCGGAAGAGGUGUGUGAAAAUUUGGAAGAGAUGAAAGAUAUAAUUGAUGGGGAAGACACUACUACACAGAAGCUAGAGACCAAGCUCAUACAACAAGCCGAGGUCUCUAGACCAAAAUCUGAGAAAUUGCAGCCACCUACUUCUAAACCUGCUGUGAACACAAAAACAGCUUCAGAAACAAUGCUUACAAAACAGAAGGCUAAACAGCAAGAAACUCAGGGCCCUUCAGCAAGAAUAGCAAAACCAAAUGCAGUAUCUAGGUGGAUUCCUCCUAACAAAGGCUCACAUACUAAUUCAAUGCACGUUUCAUAUCCACCAUCAAGAUAUAAUAGUGCACCAGCUGCUUUUGCCAAUUCCACUGCUUCAAAGGAUACAAAUGCAAACGCCAGAUUGAAGGCUUCUUCUGUUAAUACUGCAUCUGGAACUGCACCAAGGGAUGUGGCAAGUAAACUGAAAAAUAGUGAUGUUGAACCUUUAAAGCAUUCAGAAUCUGCACCAGACACACUUGCAUCCUGCCUGCCAUCAAGCGUUCCUCCAAAUCAAGAGACACAUUCGUCCUCUGUUCCCACGCCACAAAGCCCACAACAAGUAGUGUCCGUUCCACCACCACCUCCUCCUCCUCCACCACCACCACCUCCUUUACUAGGUCAUAAUGUGGUGUCGUUAAAGUCCCCUUCUCCUCCCCCACCACCUCCUCUUCCACCUACUAGUGGGAAGGAUACUGGUAUACCUGUGCCCCCUAUAGUUCCACCUCCUCCUCCCUCCCUUAAAGCUAUUGGUCAAAAUAGUGGCGGUAUUUUGCCUUCACAACCUUCAUCCUCCCUUUGGAAGGUUGGGUACUCUACAGCCUCCAGGGGUUUGCUGGGAAGUACUCAACCAUCUCCCCCGCCUCCUGCACCUCUUUCUGUUCAGGAUGCUUUAAGUGCAUUGAAACUUAGUGUUGGGAUCCCUACACCACCACCACCACCUCCCACACAUGGAGCCCCACCACCUCCACCACCCCCACCUCCACCUCUUUCACGGGGAGCUCCAUCUCAACCACCACCACCACCUCCAAUGCAAGGAACUAUACCUCCACCACCUCCACCACCUCCACCUCCCUUACAUAGAGCUCCGCCUCCCCCACCCCCUCCUUCGUAUGGAGCUCAACCACCACGUUUAAUGCAAGGAGCUCCACCACCACCACCACCCCCUCCAUUGUAUGGGGCUCAGCCACCACGUGUAGUGCAAGUUGCACCAUCUCCUCCUCCUCCACCACCACUUCCAGGAGCUCCACCUCCGCCACCACCUCCAAUGCAUGGAGCCCCACCUCCGCCACCUCCUCCAAUGUAUGCUGCCCCACCUCCUCCACCCCCUCCAAUGCGCGGGGUGCCACCUCCUCCUCCUCCACCACCUGGUGGUGGUCGGGCACCCCCACCUCCCCCACCACCUGGUGGAAGUCGAGUACCCCCACCACCCCCGCCACCUGGUGGAAGUCGAGCUCCCCCACCUCCCCCGCCACCUGGUGGAAGUCGAGCUCCCCCACCUCCCCCGCCACCUGGUGGAGGUCGAGCGCCCCCACCACCCCCACUGCAUGGAGCUCCACCUCCUCCACCACCUCCAGGAGCUCGUGGUCCUGGGCCUCCUGCUCCACCUGGACCUCCAGGUGGUGCUCCACCACCACCACCUCCAUUGGGUGCCAAAGGUAAUGAUGCAAGAGGCCUUCCUUCUGGAAGAGGGCGUGGAUUAGCACGUCCAGCGAUGGGCCCUUCUGCUACAGCACCUCGAAGAUCCUCUUUAAAACCACUACAUUGGAGCAAGGUGACAAGGGCAUUGCAAGGAAGCUUAUGGGAAGAACUGCAAAGACAUGGAGGAAAUCAAAUUGCGCCUGAGUUUGAUGUGUCAGAGAUAGAAAGCCUUUUCUCUGCAACAGUUCCAAAAGCUGCUAACAAAUCUGGAGACCGACGCAAGUCUGCUGGAUCAAAACCUGACAAAGUCAACCUGAUCGACCUGAGAAGGGCAAACAACACUGAAAUUAUGCUCACUAAAGUUAAGAUGCCACUUCCUGAUAUGAUGGCUGCUGUUUUAGCAAUGGAUGAGUCAGUAUUAGAUUCUGAUCAGGUGGAAAAUCUAAUUAAGUUUUGUCCUACUAAAGAGGAGAUGGAACUUCUGAAGAACUAUACUGGCGACAAGGAGACCUUGGGGAAGUGUGAACAGUAUUUUUUGGAGUUGAUGAAAGUGCCUCGGGUGGAGUCAAAACUAAGAGUAUUUUCUUUCAAGAUUCAGUUCAGCACUCAGGCGUCAGAAUUUAAAAGAAGUUUAAACACAGUAAACUCUGCAUGCGAGGAGGUCCGAACUUCUGAAAAGUUCAAGGAAAUUAUGAAGAAAAUUCUUUUUCUUGGGAAUACAUUGAACCAAGGAACUGCAAGGGGUUCUGCUGUUGGGUUCAAGUUGGACAGUCUUCUGAAGCUUGCUGAUACUCGUGCUUCUACUAGUAAGAUGACACUUAUGCAUUAUCUCUGUAAGGGUCUUGCUUCCAGAUCUCCUGAACUUCUUGGUUUUCACCAGGACCUUGUCAACCUGGAACCUGCAUCAAAGAUACAACUGAAGUCUUUAGCAGAAGAAAUGCAAGCUUUAAUCAAGGGGUUAGAAAAGCUCAAGCAGGAGCUGGUGGCAUCAGAAAAUGAUGGCCCUGUUUCAGAGGUUUUCCGUAAGACAUUGAAGGAGUUCAUUACUGUUGCUGAGACUGAAGUGGCAUCUGUGACGAAUCUGUAUUCUGUGGUGGGUAGAGCGGCUGAUCAACUUGCAUUAUAUUUUGGUGAGGAUCCUGCCCGUUGCCCAUUUGAGCAAGUUACUGUGACUCUCUUAAACUUUGUGAGGCUGUUUAAGAAAGCACACGAAGAGAAUUGCAAACAGGCUGAAUUGGAUAGGAAGAAAGCUGAGAAGGAAGCAGAAAUGGAAAAGGCCAAAGGUGUUAACCUUACAAAAAAACCAAUUAACAAUUCUAUAUCCACACCCAAUAAAGUAAUCGGUUAUUUUCCGUUGCUUUUAAAGUUUUAA